Xyrichtys novacula (pearly razorfish) is the source of this 390-nucleotide messenger RNA. NCBI's taxonomy places the organism in Eukaryota, Metazoa, Chordata, Actinopteri, Labriformes, Labridae. The record is from the annotation of a GenBank genome assembly.
AUGACCGUGGAUGAGGCAGCAGGUAAAACUUCGUCAGGUUCUUCAGUCUCUAGUCAGCUGGGUUGUUAUUUGUCAGCAGUAUCUGCAGAUGUUGUACCAGGACAGAAAAGUCUCAACAGCUCUGACUCUGAACAACCAGACCUUGUCGAGCAGCUGGCCAGAUGUUUUCCAUCACCUCCAGGGAAAGCUCCUGGGGUUAAAUUCCGCGGCUCGGGGAGAGCUGCUGACAUCAGGUCUCCAAGGAGCAGCCCUCAGAGUGAACACAGCAUGGUAAAAAUAGCAGACCAUUUUGGGCUACCCAGUACCCGGUUCCCACCACUCUGCAGGCUGGGAAAGGAAGGAGGAGCCCCAGCCUCCCAGUGGAUGUUCAACUCUCAGAGGGAGAGUUAA